This is a messenger RNA of Acanthopagrus latus (yellowfin seabream), 815 nucleotides long. It is a transcript of the gene psmb12, whose product is annotated as proteasome 20S subunit beta 12. NCBI's taxonomy places the organism in Eukaryota, Metazoa, Chordata, Actinopteri, Spariformes, Sparidae. The transcript is spliced from 6 exons. The record is from RefSeq and is a predicted model, not a curated record. Gene Ontology annotation, molecular function: threonine-type endopeptidase activity. The coding region runs from base 86 to 739 and encodes 217 amino acids. Gene Ontology annotation, cellular component: proteasome core complex.
GUCUCCUCUGUGCGUCUCCGUGCGCCUGAGGUCGCACUGUUCACUGCGUCACCUCUCCUUCCUCUCUUUCGAUUUUGAAGUAAAAAUGGAGAAACACUACACGGGCUCUCAAGUCAAAGGAGUCAGCACAGGGACCACCAUCCUGGCUGCAGUUUUUGAUGGAGGGGUCGUGAUUGGGUCAGAUUCCAGAGCUUCCAUCGGAGGAGAAUAUGUAUCGUCUAAGACCAUCAACAAGGUGAUCCAGGUUCAUGACCAGAUCUUCUGCUGCAUGGCAGGUUCACUCGCAGACGCUCAGGCCGUCACCAAGGCUGCGAAGUUCCACCUGUCCUUCCACAGUAUCCAGAUGGAGACGCCUCCUCUGGUGAUUUCUGCUGCAUCUGUACUUAAAGACCUGUGCUACAAAAACAAAGACGAACUGCAGGCCGGCUUCAUCACAGCAGGCUGGGACAGGAAGAAAGGGCCACAGGUGUACGUGGUGGCUCUAGGUGGGAUGUUGGUCAGUCAGCCUGUUACCAUCGGCGGCUCAGGCAGCACUUACAUCUACGGUUACGUUGAUGCCAAAUACAAACCCAACAUGAGCAGAGAGGAAUGCCUGCAGUUUGCCACUAAUGCUCUCGCUCUCGCUAUGGGCAGAGACAACGUCAGCGGAGGCAUCGCUCACCUGGUGGUGAUCACAGAAAAAGGGGUGGAGCAUGUGGUGGUGCCUGGUGACAAGCUGCCAAAGUUCCAUGAUGAGUGACCGCCAUCUUUUUUUUUUGCUUUUUUUUUUUUGCUUUAUGGAGAAAUAGUUUUGAAUCCCAGAGCCACAAUUUCAU